AAUUUUAAUGCUAAAAAUCACAUUCUAAUUUUACCGUAUUAUUUUAUUCAAUGGUACUGUACCGUUACCGUAUUUGAUAUGUAUUUGUAAAUAUUUGUACACAAGAGAUUCAGUUUGUUGUUUUUGCUGCAGAAGCCAGACCUAGAAAUGCAAAUUAGAAUCUUGUGUUAAAGGUGAAAUUAAUUAAUUAUACCUAAACAAGAAAUUAAACAGUAUUGUAUAAAGUGAGUUUGUUGAGGAAUCCACUUUGUUUGUACCUUAGUUCAUUAGAACUUCAACAUGACAGAAUAUUGGAAAUCUCAGGCUCGAAAGUAUUGUGAAUUUUGCAAAUGUUGGUUUGCUGAUAACAAAGUGUCCAUAUCCUUUCAUGAGAAUGGUAAGCGCCACAAGGAAAAUGUUCAGAAACACAUAUCGCAGCUUAGCAAAAAGAGUGCCAAAGAAUUCAAACAGAAAGAAAAAAUUGAUGAUGACAUGAAAAAAAUGGAAGCUGCUGCUAUGGCAGCUUACUUAAAUGAUAUUAAGAACAAUGCAGAUCUUACAUCACAGAGUAUUAAUGAUUUAAUAAACCAGAGUGGUAGCAGUGAAGCUACUAUUGUGGUUAGUAAUUCACCCACUUCCAAGGCACCACCAGCCUGGGAAGAAGUCAAGAGUGAUGAUGGAAGCUCCUAUUACUGGAAUACUAUAACAAAUGAAACCACCUGGGAUGCACCGGACGAAUUUGUAUCAGUAGUAGAAAAAGAGAAGAACAAAUUAAAAGAAGAAGCUCAAGAGAAAAAGAAACAGAAAAUAAAAAAACAACAACAAAAACAAGCUCAGAAAGAUGUACAUAUGGAAGUUAAUGCUCACUUAGCAAGAGAGAAAAUGAAAGAAUUAGCGGUUAAAAAGGACCCAGAACCAGUCAAGAAAUUUGUGGACUAUGGACCUGCUCCUCGAGCCAGCAAACCUUAUGGGUCAUGGACCCCAGUUGUUAACCAGCCUGUAGAACAAGUGGACCUUCAGCUUCCAAAGAAUGAAAAAGUGCUGCCGCCGCCCCCAGUAGUGGUGCAACCUGAAAUCAUUCAGUUUAAAGAGAAACGCAUUGAGUCUCUUGGAGAUGAACCCGUAGAAUUUAAAAAGAGAAAGUUCAACAAUCCCAAAAGAAAUAUGCGUCAAAAACUAGAUGAUGACUGAUACCAUAAUAAAAUAAAAUUUGUAAAUAGGAAACAUUGUUUUUUAUUCUUUAGAAAUU
Molecule: messenger RNA, 1228 nt
Organism: Spodoptera litura
Lineage: Eukaryota; Metazoa; Arthropoda; Insecta; Lepidoptera; Noctuidae
Product: WW domain-binding protein 4
Biological process (GO): mRNA splicing, via spliceosome
Cellular component (GO): nucleus; precatalytic spliceosome
Molecular function (GO): zinc ion binding; protein binding; RNA binding
Source: RefSeq, a predicted model, not a curated record